This is a messenger RNA of Osmia lignaria (orchard mason bee), 4085 nucleotides long. NCBI's taxonomy places the organism in Eukaryota, Metazoa, Arthropoda, Insecta, Hymenoptera, Megachilidae. The record is from RefSeq and is a predicted model, not a curated record.
CCGUGAUUGGUUGCGUCACAAGCCGGACACUCCUGGAGUUAUGUCGGUUGGCGAUGGACAGGGGAGUAUUACGACACCAACAUGUCCGACCAUUGACACCGAGAUCAAAAUGAUGACGGAGUUGAUGAAGUUACGUCCGAUGACGGUAUGGGACGCCUCAUUCGACAGGGCUCAUCGAGGGCCACAAACAUCCUAAUAGGACCCAUGAUCUCAGAGGCCGGGAGCAUGAUGAAACUUCAACCUAACCCAACCUAACCUUUUUUUUUACGAGGGAGGAAAAAUGCGUUACGCACUCCAGGCAGAUGGACGCCCGGUAGUGUGGGACUCCUACCAUUAUAGUGUACCCACUAAAAAACAUCGCCUCGAUUUCGCCUAGCGGUGCCAGUGCCACCGGACCAACCCCGGAUCCGCUAUUAAGCAUUACUUCGGGGGAGGGGGACAAAGAAUCUGGCCGUGAAAACUAAAUACCUAACCUAACCUAACCUAAGCUGGUCCUCAUCAGAAGCGAUCGCUCCUCUCCCCCGUUCUUCCUUUCCUCCUUUUCCUGAAGACAACGAUCAUGUCAUCCUCUUCCCCAUCAAUUCUUAAUCGGAGGAACGAUAGCGGAUGAUCCCGUUCGGAUCAGAGGUUGGCUACUACUUCCCUCCUCUCCAUUCCUCCUCCAGGCCAUCAUCACCCAGGCCAUGCUCUUGGCCUCAUUAGAAUCUCCUCACCUUGAUAGGGAUUCUGGGCAAGACAACAUUUGCUUUUCUCUCCAUUGCUAUCUCCAUCCAUCAUCGUGAUCAUCUUAUGCCAUCAUUUGAUCAAACUUCCCUCCCCGUGCCCAGGCGAAUGAGCCCCCUCCCCGGAAAGUCGCGCGACAUACCGACAGAAAAAGCUGUAUAGUGUAAUAUGAAAAAAAAAGAGAAAAAAAGAAAAAAAAAUACCGCAAACUUGUACUCUAAUUAACGAACCUGGUGGGAUAUUUUGAUGUGUCUUUAAAUACGACGACGAUGUAAGUCACAAAGGCGACGCUCUCAAUUGGAUAACGUCAUUCUGAAACCCUGGUGUUCCUCAUUUCAAGUUCAACGGAUUGUUAGACCACUAUCCAUAUAUUAAUCACAAAACUAGUGAUUGCAUCAACUUCGGAGUUAACUAAGAAGCGUUAAAUAAUUUACUGGAUACAAUGAAAUACAAGAGGAUGAAGAUCAUUCUGCUAGCGUGCACGUGUGUGACGAUUAAUGCACUCAAACCAGAGCCAGAAGCGUUGAUGGGAAACUUGCCUGGUUAUGCGAUUACCACCGGAAUGCAACAGCUAAAUUCGACCAGAUGCCGAAGAGAAAUGCAGAUAUUCCGGGACGCGGUAGACAACGGUGUACUUUGGAGUUUGAGAAUGUUGGACGCGAGCGGACAACCAACGUCAGGAUACAUUUCAGGAAACAACUAUUGGGUGGGAAAUAGACAAGGAUGCGAGUUCCUUAGCCAGAAGAGACAAUUUCCAUUGUCUGAGAAGAAGAUUCGAAAUAAUUCGAUCUACCGUAAUCCAGCUGAAGAGUUUCCGCCAUUCGAGCUCAACUUCUUUGGUGCUCAUCUCCGUCAGAAUGGCACUGUGCAGUAUCAUAUGAUAGUUCCUAUCCACGAGAUAAUAGUACUCGGACUUUGUCUGCCAGCAUCCUGCAGCGAAAACGAAGUGGGUACAAUGCUAAAGAAGGUAUUCGACGAUAGACUUCUUCUAGUUGGACAACUCUAUUCGACGGACUUUGAGUUGAUGAAAAUCUCUAAUCUGAAAGAUGAUCAUGCAUGGCUUCUCAGUGGAAAAAUUAUUACGAUUUUAUUUAUUUUGACAGUAUUAUUCGGUACAACGAUAGUAGCCACGUUAUACGAUAUUCUCAUCUAUCAGAAACGUCUACAGAAAAAUACAGACGACGACAACGACAGCACUAUCGAAUUAAAGAACAACACGGAGGAGAAGUCGGAAUAUAAUGAAGAGGACGCUGUACCAUCAGAACCGAAAGCAGAGAAUCGAAUUGCAAAAAUCCUUAUAUGUUUCUCAGCUUAUUCGAACAUGAAACAAAUAUUCAAAUUAGACAAUAGUUCGAAAGAAUUGAGAGCGUUUCAUGGCAUAAAGGUGUUAGGAAUUAUAUGGACCAUUUAUGUCCACGUUAUAUUCUACGCACUGAACAUUAUUGGUAACAAGGCAGAGGAUUAUAUAACAAUGAGCAAUAUUGAAUCGCAAAUCAUAGCCAAUGGUACAUUAUCUGUGGAUACGUUUUUCUUUAUCAGUGGUUUCCUCGUGGUGUUUGGAUUUACAAAGAAAUUACAAAGGAACGAAAAUAACGUUUCAUUAAGCAGUAAUGUAAUGACUUUCAUUCGUGCAAUCAUCAAAAGCUACAUCAGGUUUACACCGACGUACUUGAUUAUAAUAUUGCUCGCCAUCAUAAACUUCACUUGGAUUGAGAAAUUUUCAUUGAUGGAUUUCAAUGAACCGAUGCACGAACUAUGCUCAAAAUACUGGUGGAGAAAUAUACUCUACAUCAAUAAUCUCUUCGAAUGGAAUGAUAUGUGUCUGACAUGGAGCUGGUAUAUCGCCAAUAACAUGCAGUUCUUUGUUUUUGGUAUCUUUGUUUUGAUUUUAUCAAGCAGCUACUAUUACACUGCUCUAAGCUUAAGCAUUGCUACUAUGUUUUUAUCCAUAUUCGUGCACGCUUAUAUAACGUACGACAUAGGAUACAUUCCUACAUUCGAUAUGCAAAGUGAGACGUUUACUUUCAUAUACAUACGACCAUGGAUGAGAAUACCACCGUACAUAGUAGGGAUGGGCACAGCGGUGUUUCUUGCAAAAUGCAAUUAUAAAUUACAUCUGUCAAGGACAUCGUUAGCUGCCUGCUGGUUCCUCAGCGUUUUGUGUAAUUGCACGAUUCUAUUUGGUAUCUCAAAUAGAAACGUGUCGCUUACCGUAUCAGUCCUUUACGAGACGUUUAGCAGAUUUGCUUGGAGCCUUGGAAUAGCGUGGCUCGUAAUCGCCUGUGCCACAAACAAUGGCGGUAUCGUAAAUCAAUUUUUGUCACUAAAGUAUUGGACUCCCUUCAGCAGAGUAACGUUCUGCGCUUAUCUUCUAAAUCCACUCAUAAUACAAUUAAUGGGUAUGUUUAGCAAUUAUCCAUUCAACGUUGAAGUUUUAACGACCAGUGCUUAUGGUAUCGCAAUAUGUGUAGUUAGUUACUUUGUGGCUUUUGGAUUGUCGGCGAUGAUUGAAGUACCUACGACAAUAUUCUUACGAACACUCAGUACAUAGUAUGGUGGACCUCGAAGUGCACAAAUUACUUUAUUGCAGUUUAUGGCGGGGCCAGAAAGGGCCCGCAGGAAGGUCCUGUACGAAGGAGCCAGCUGGGCUCUUCAUGCGCGGAUUACACAAUACAACCUUCAACCUGUCCGAUCAGCAGCGGGGGCUUUCUUUAUUUUCGAUUCGAUAGAAAAAGGUUAGGUUUGGUUAGGUUAGUUAGCCAAAAAGUACUAAUAAAAAAAGUCCUGAAUAGCUUUAGUCAAUGAAAAAUAACUACCUACUUCAUAUCUUGUAAAAAUUAUAUCUCUGAUAGCCUGGAAGACCUUAAUCAUUCAAAAAAUAUUAGUAUUAAAUUAUUUUCCAGCUUGGCAGAGCUAUGUUCAGAGCUCUGUGUACUACUAGAUAUAUGUAUGUAAAGUACAGGAUCUUUGUGCGGGCCCUUUAUGUCCCCACCAUAAAGUAAUUUGCGCAGUUCAUUCACGACCGUACACGUCAGUACGUUUUUCUUACGGAUAAUCUCAGCGACGAGGAAGGCUGCGAGAUCGGGUAUUCAAAUACCUUUCAAGCAACUAUAAUAACCAUACAGUACGUUGUUUGUUGUUAGGCACCAUUAUUACUGUUGCAGUCUGCCCCCGUUUGCUCGCGUUCGUUAAAACCGAGAAAGACCAGAUUCUUGCUUUGUGGAAUCGAAACUAAACUCUGUUAAUUCAAUUCACUAUAAAAUUAUAAAUUAGAAUGAAACUCAUUAAAUACUGCGACAGUUACACUCAAAAGUUGUAAAAUCCCGUUACAAGGCGAAUAAAUUCAGAUCAUUUAUAGCUUA